AUGCACUGCAGCAGGGUGAGUGACAGCAGCUGCAUUGACAAGCACAAAGCCGGGAUGGGAGCGCUCAGCUGGCCUCACUCCCCACUUGACUCAGGCCUGACCUCUGGCAUGUGCCUUGUGCUCCCUGCAGGCCUCGCCCUCCUCCUGCAGGCCGCUGUCUGCAACCCUAUCGCGCACCACACACACCGCUCCCAGGCACACACGCUGCGAGGGAGCAUCUCUGGCACUGAUGCCCCACGCCUCCACCAUACCCAACAUAAACAGAUUAGCGUCUGCGUGAAGACAUGCCAUGAGAUGCCAGUGCAGUACGUGCCAGCCCCCUGCAAAGCUCUGCAGAGGGCUCUUGUGUAUAGGACUGAUGCUGGGGCCACUGUUCUCAUCAACACCUCUGAGGAGACGCUUCCACCCGGCCCUCUCUGGCGCUUAACGGAGGUGAAGCUCAUUAGGGUGCUCGCUGUUUUCAUCCUCAGAGAGUCCAGUGGAGAGGGAUGGCACAUGAACCACGAGUCUGAGCGGACUGGCUUCGUUUUGCACAGAAAGAAUCCGUUUUGGAACCACUCAGGAUUGUCCACGCCGUGCGCACUCUCGCCUCUCCGCCUCAACAUGGACCUCGGGCCCAGCAUCAUGCUGCAUUGUGCCAGCUGCGAGAAGCCCAUUGCGGACAAAUUUCUUCUGAAAGUUUUGGACAGACCGUGGCACGUCAAGAGAUUUGGGACAAAAUGCGGAGGCUGCGCGCAGGGCAUCCUGCCCAGUGACCUGGUGCGCAGAGCCAAGAGUAAAGUGUUCCACCUGAACUGCUUCACCUGUGUCAUGUGCAACAGACAGCUGUCCACGGGAGAGGAGCUCUACGUCCUGGACGAGCUCAAGUUUGUGUGCAAAGAGGACUACGUGAACAGCAACAGCAAAGACACUAUCCUGCUCUCGGUGACGACGUGCAGCGACCCGAGUUUAUCUCCAGACUCGCAGGACCCGCAGGAGGACGGGAAGGACUCCGAGGCAGGACACUUAUCAGAUAAGGACGUGUGCAACAACGAGAACGAAGAGCAGAGCGCCUCGGGGAAAAGACGCGGGCCUCGCACGACCAUCAAAGCCAAGCAGCUGGAGACGCUGAAGGCGGCGUUCUCCGCCACCCCGAAGCCCACCAGGCACAUCCGAGAGCAGCUGUCCCGAGAGACGGGUCUCAACAUGAGGGUCAUCCAGGUGUGGUUCCAGAACCGACGGUCGAAGGAGCGGCGUAUGAAGCAGCUGAGCUCCCUGAGCGGCCGGAGACACGUCUUCUUCAGGGGGACACGGAGGAUGAGGGCUCUGGGGGAGCGGCUGGAGCCCGGAGAGCUCGGACACUUCUCCUAUUAUGGAGAUUAUCCUGCUGAAUACUACAGCGCAGGAGGAAACUAUGAAUACUUCCAAGGACCUCCACCCACACAGGCUCAGACUCCGUCAGAUUUGGGGUUUGUUCCCUCCUCUGUGCCGGCAGGGACACCUUUAGGUGCAAUGGAGCACCCCCAUCACACCUCACACUGCCCCCCGGACGUGCAGUGUUACUCGGACCGUCUCCCCUCAGACUCCCCCAGCCCUGAGCCCAGUGGACCAGGAUCCAUGCACAGCAUGUCCAGUGACAUGUGUGGACCCAGCACUCCUUACACCUCCAUGUCCCUGGACAACGGCUACACAAACCAGCUCUCGCAGCCAUCGUCAGACAUGAGCGAAGGGACUGUGUGGUAA
Knipowitschia caucasica is the source of this 1722-nucleotide messenger RNA. The record is from the annotation of a GenBank genome assembly. NCBI's taxonomy places the organism in Eukaryota, Metazoa, Chordata, Actinopteri, Gobiiformes, Gobiidae.